GGGAACGUAAACACGGCAUUGAAAUUAGCAGAUAUACAAACGGUCAUAGCCCUUACGUCACAACGCUUCAAGCGUUAACAGUCGAAAUGCUUCAGAAUGUUUUGUUUCGCUGAGUGCCUCCACCGGGCGUUCAGGGACCAUAGCUUAUUACUUGCAGGUCUCAAGAAUGGCCGAGAGCCCGACGCCGAUCGGGCAAACUCCAGCUACUGGAACUUCGCCAGGCCUUUCCCCGGCGCGAACGCCACCGGCCCUCCUUAGCGUUGAAGAACUACUGCAGAACAUUGACUUGCGAAGCCCGAUGGCCUCGCAAACCCCUCCCUCGACAUCAGGGCGGAGUCAGGGCGGAGCAGGCGUUGCGCCGCGGGCGAGACCUCGCUACCCCCGGCUGGCAGCAGCUUCCGCGAGCCACCCCCUGCAGGGCAUCCAGAUGCCACCGGAGGGCGUGCUGCGUGCCGCGGCGCUAGAGGGCAGGCCAGACGUGGGGCCACCACCUCGGCUACCCCACCAGUUGAGCCCCGCCCUUCAGGCCGUCUUGCUCGGGUGGCGCAGCCUGUACGAGCAGUGUCGAAGCCCCAGCUCUUUGCAGGCGCUGGUGGGCGAGUGCUAUGCACCCGGGGCGGUGUUUGAGGAUGCGCUGGUGUCGGCGGCUGGGCAGGAGGCGCUUUACCGGCAAUUCGCACUGCUGGGGGCGGCGGUGCGGGCAGUGCAGGUGGGCGCCUACUCCCUGUCAGUGGCACCGCUGGCGCAGCCCGCCGUCGCCAUGCGCCCGCCGCCGCCGCCCUCACCCAGCCGCAGCGCCGUCAGUGACAGCGGGGCGAAGCCGUCGCCGCCGCGACCCGCGUAUAGUGCCGGCUCGCCCACAAUGACCAGCAGUGCGGCAGCGCGGCAGAGCGCGCAGGCGCAAUCAGCGGCAGGGGCAGCGGCAGGGGGAGUGGCAGGGGCAGCGGGAGUGGGAGCGGUGGCGGCGGAGGUGCCCCUGCACCUGACACGCGUGACGGUGGAGAACGUGCAGUGCUUUGUGGUGGCGCUGCCGCCGCUGGUGUCGUGGCUGCUGGGCGGCGGCGAGGAGGUCAGCGUGCAGAUUCCGCUGUACGUCACGAGUGUGCUGUUGGUCGCGUCGGACGCACCGCUGGCGCACGACGGUGCGGGCGGCGCUGACACCACAGCCAGCCGCCUGGCAAGCGCCGCUGCGGCCCUGGGUGAAUCCCUGUCACAGCCGUCCUCUGCCCUCUCCGCUUCCUCUGGUGGAGCCGGAGGCAGCGGCGUGGACCCGCUGGCGACGGCCUCGGGCAUGCCCCCCUAUGGCGGCGGCGUGACACACUGGCGCAUCCUGCACCAUCUGGAUCGCUGGCACAACGUGCCGCUGGUGUGGUGGGUGCUGCGUCGGGCAGCGGCGCGCGCGGUGGAUGCCGUGCUGGUGCCGCUGCUGCUGAGGAGGCAGGGCUAGGCUACACGGCAGGACCGGGGGGGGGCUUGGAGCAGCAUAGGUUGCGUCUGGAGGGCUGAUGCGACUCUGCCAGUAGCGCAGAUGUUGGGGUGUGCUGAUGCGUGCAGCAAGUGGAGCACGGUGAAAGGGUGUAGCGAGGCAAAUGGCAGAGCUGUGCAUGUACCAAUGUAUAGCUGAUUGGCAGUGCGCACGUGCAGUGAGCGGCUUGUGGGGACGUAGUGGCGGUUUACUUUUUGGCGGCGCGGCCGGUCCGUUCUCAUCCAUAGAGAACUCACAUGAAGAGUUUGAGAAGAAGUAAGUUAUGAGUGCGGGUGAAGGCCAAACCCAACAGGCGUUGGUCUCGGGGUGCUUUGAUUCAUUGCAUUGACCGGUGGUUUGCUUUGGGCGGUGUGUGCAGCAGGCUUGCAGGGAGGCAUGUGCGACCAUAUGCAUGUGCUGCCGGGAGCGACUUACGUGCCAAGUACUGUACUUGCACGUCAAGCAUGCAUUUGUUUUUGAUAACCCAGACGGGGACCUCAUGUCUUUCAGUAGUAUGCUUCGCAUCGUGACUUGAUUGCUGCGUCGGUUUGGCACUGUUGGCAGGUUCCAUCAGUGCACGUGCUGGCGGCGUAGUUCAAUACUGUAGUGGUAGAUGAACAAGCCAACGGGAGGAGCCAAUAAGGUGCUGGGCGGUGCCGGUCAAGGUCAAGCACUGCGCUGCUGGUGAGGAAUGCCUGUCUCUCGGGGUUGGUCGCACGCCUGGUGACGUAGAUUUUAUCUUCAGUGGUUUGACAAGGGGCGUAUAUUGUCGAUGCCAGUACUCGGUGGCUUUCGCCCACGCACUGGAUUGGAGCAUCGGGCCAUCAGGCCCUCGUCCGAGUCAAAGCGUCAUUGCCGUUUUAGGAUGUACAGGUGCACGACUGCUGUGGCCCGUGGGCACUGCUGUUACUCGGUUGCCUCCUUGCCGGUAGUGUAAACAGCGUUUUGG
Molecule: messenger RNA, 2414 nt
Organism: Chlamydomonas reinhardtii
Lineage: Eukaryota; Viridiplantae; Chlorophyta; Chlorophyceae; Chlamydomonadales; Chlamydomonadaceae
Exons: 4
Coding region: 299-1447 (382 amino acids)
Source: RefSeq, a predicted model, not a curated record